AGCCAUCAAAAGCCUUUCCACUUGAUUCUGACUGACAAUUUUCGAGGCUGACAGACAAAUGGAUCGUCACGGGAUUCACCACUUUGACAUGCAAGCUCUACUAAACUCUUUGUUCAUUUUGAAGAGACAAUCAAUCUCAUCGCCCCACCUUUUUUCCCUUUUUCUUCCUUCUUUUCUUUUCUUUUCCCCUUAUUCGCCCUCCACCUCUUUGUUUUCCUAGUCAACCCAUAUUUCUCUCAUUCAAUACAAAUCAAUGUCAAUGGCAUCCACAGCAGGACUCUCACGGCGUCGUGGAGCGGGAGCAUCAGAGUCGGGAAUGGGUCAGACCACAUCUGGACAACUUUUAAACGGCAGUCGACGUUCCAGCACAGAUGGUAAAAUUGCUGCCGAUCCUAGAGAUCUGCAGAUGGAAGAUGAGAAUCGGACACAACCUAGAUUUACAUUGAUGGAAGAGAUUCUCCUCUUGGGACUUAAAGACAAACAGGGAUAUCUGUCAUUUUGGAACGAUAAUAUCUCAUAUACGUUAAGAGGAUGUAUCUUGAUGGAACUUGCGUUCCGCCAUCGAAUAGCUAUGGUCAAAGACCCCAAUAGACGGAAAUAUCCCCUACCUGAUCGAUACAUUGAAGUCAUUAACGAAAAACUGACAGGAGAAGUGCUCUUAGAUGAGGCACUAAAAAUGAUUGCUUCUACACCAGAAAGAAUGAGCGUGGGUCAGUGGAUUGAUCUCAUGAGUGGUGAAACAUGGAAUGUUAUGAGGGUUGGAUUCCAACUAAAGCAAGUUCGGGAACGAUUGGCAAAAGGACUUGUAGAUAAGGGCGUUCUGCGGACAGAGAAGCGUAAUUUUUUGAUUUUUGAUAUGGCCACCCAUCCAGUCACCGACUCUGCGGUCAAAGAGGAGGUCGUCAAACGGACAUGUACUACACUCAUCUCAAGGUCAGCAGGAUCAACGCCGACAUUAGCUGAGCACAAUUCACCUAUUGCAUAUCAGCAGCUCAGGACAGUAUCGAUGGUAUGUGCAGCGUAUGCGGCAAAUGUGCUGGAGAAUGCUCUAAUGUACCUUAACCACGAGAUGCGGGAGCGUGCGUUUACAAAAGUGGACGAGCUCUUGACUGACUAUAGUGUAUUUCCAUUUGGAGGGAAUGCAAGCAAAGGCGAAAUAUUUGGCAAGGAUCUUCAGAUGGAGAUUGUGGCAGCCGUGUUAAAUGUGUUCACAAAGAUGGAUAGUAUUUUAUAAUCGCGU
Molecule: messenger RNA, 1240 nt
Organism: Lobosporangium transversale
Lineage: Eukaryota; Fungi; Mortierellomycota; Mortierellomycetes; Mortierellales; Mortierellaceae
Product: Golgi phospho protein 3-domain-containing protein
Exons: 3
Coding region: 254-1234 (326 amino acids)
Biological process (GO): Golgi vesicle budding; retrograde vesicle-mediated transport, Golgi to endoplasmic reticulum; Golgi to plasma membrane protein transport
Cellular component (GO): Golgi cisterna; cytosol; trans-Golgi network
Molecular function (GO): phosphatidylinositol-4-phosphate binding
Source: RefSeq, a predicted model, not a curated record